AUGCCCAGUGCAGCUCGAAAUCUUUGGUUCCGGUUGAUUCAUAAUAAGGUCUCUUCCAAAGUCAAUGUGUACAAGAUCUUCAAGCUACCAGAUGAUCUUUGCGUGUAUUGUGGCUACCGUGAGACUACCAUUCACAUGCUCUUUACUUGCCCUGCCAAUUGGGACAUUUGGACAAAUUACUUUGCCCUGCUUUUUGUGCCUCUUGGGCCACUUGAUAUGAGCCAAGUUGCUACGGAUGUCCUCUCCCUGGACCUCUCCUCGUACUGCCUCUUGGAUUCAUCCUUCAAGGUAUCCACGUUUGAAGCCGUAACCUGUGUUAUCACAGCUAUUUGGCGCGCCAAAUGGUGUGAUCAUUAUGAUAGCGUUGGUUUUGACAAUCAGUUCGUAAUGGACCGUGCCAUGGCCAACUUGCGUCGAAUAUCCUCUCUUAACUUGUUAAGCUAA
Mucor velutinosus is the source of this 444-nucleotide messenger RNA. Its product is annotated as NADH:ubiquinone oxidoreductase. The record is from RefSeq and is a predicted model, not a curated record. The coding region runs from base 1 to 444 and encodes 147 amino acids. Lineage: Eukaryota; Fungi; Mucoromycota; Mucoromycetes; Mucorales; Mucoraceae. The transcript has a single exon.